AUGACUGGCUGCCUUGAUCAUGUAUCCAGGGCUUCCAUCAACAGACCCCAGAGCUGGGCUGGAGUAAUCCUGUUGCCCUCUCAGGAGAGGGCUGACCGGUCUCAGUGCUUCAGUUCUGAGUUUCAAAGGAAUAAACUGUCCCAGAAGCUGAGCUGGAUCCUCUGCACCUUUAUGAUAAGCUGCAUUGCCCAGUUUAGUUCUGCUUCCCAGGACCAAACAGAUGGCUGGCUAGUCUGUCGGAUGCAGUGGUCACACCUGGCUGUGACACAAGCAAGUUUAUCGUGCAACAAACUUUCUUUUCCUUGGGACAGGCCCUUGUCAUCAAAGCCAUUCUCCCCUGGAGUUAAUAUGGUCAGCGUGGGAAUUGGCACAAGGCCAGGCCUAGCAAGAGGAGCCAGCUCAGGAUUGAGAUCUGACACUGAGACCGAUGAGACCAUCCUGCAGAGGAGACAGAAGCAGAUAGACUAUGGGAAGAAUACUAUUGGCUACCAGCACUUCCUACAACAGGUCCCCAAGGCUGCUCGGCAGUCAGGGAUUCACCCCCGAACUCCAAAUAAGUACAAGAAAUAUAGCCGCCGCUCCUGGGACAUGCAAGUCAAGCUGUGGAGACGGGCAUUGCAUGCCUGGGACCCGCCCACCCAGCAUCCUCUCCUGUGUGGACAAGGACUUCCAAGGAAAGAGCUGGUGAGUCUCUCAGGAAUGACGGAGACAAACUCUUUAUGCGGCUUCUCAGAAGACUGGCCUGGUUCCCUGAGGCCUCUUGAAAAUCUGCCAGGAGAAUCACUGGGUGGACAGUUUGCUGGCCUGUCAUCUCCUGGCUGCUCCUCUCCAUGGCUGCCCCAGAUCCACUCCAACUUGCUGCCCUUCCUAGGAAACGCGCACACCUGCCCAUACUGCUCCUGGAUGGGGCUAUGAGGAGAGUCCAGAGCAUUUUCUGCCUCUGAAACGACAGCAUUUGGGGAGUGGGAAGAGCUCAGGCAUCAAGUUUCAUACAAGCCCAGCUGCUAGGAUCUUCUGAGCUCAUGGAGGACAUGAGAUUAUCCUGAAGCUUGCCCCAGGGACAAGGGGCUGUUAGUGUUGAGGCUUGGAGCUGAGCAUCAGACCACUUACACAAUGCACAAAGCGAGAGAUACAAACCCAGCAGCUAUCUCCUCACACAGCCCAACUUCCAAUGGUGUAGAGAGUGUUUCUGUCACCGGAGUACCUGUAACCCCAGGCAUUGCAAUGAAUACCAGCAUGCAUAGGACCAGUUCUUUCUGCUUCCCUUCAGGAAUCUGUUCGGUCUCUUGUGUUCCAGGGAGAUCUAUAUAGAAGGGGUUGGAAAAAUGGAAAGUGGGGUCAAUAAAAUUUA
Messenger RNA from Emys orbicularis (European pond turtle), 1351 nucleotides. RefSeq names its product oocyte-specific histone RNA stem-loop-binding protein 2-like. The record is from RefSeq and is a predicted model, not a curated record. The transcript has 5 exons. Gene Ontology annotation, biological process: mRNA transport; mRNA 3'-end processing by stem-loop binding and cleavage. The coding region runs from base 1 to 915 and encodes 304 amino acids. Gene Ontology annotation, cellular component: cytoplasm; histone pre-mRNA 3'end processing complex. Lineage: Eukaryota; Metazoa; Chordata; Testudines; Emydidae. Gene Ontology annotation, molecular function: histone pre-mRNA stem-loop binding; mRNA binding.